CCCUCUUCCUUCCCCUAGCUCUUCUCCCCAUAAGCAUCUUUUAGCACACAAACACACAUACGCACUUAGAGAAACUAGAGAGAGGAGAGAGAGAGAGAAGUAAGAGUUGGUCAUAUGAGAUGGCCACUACUACUCAAGCUUCACACCAAAUAGAUGAUGAAUACAUAGACAUGGAAAUUAGCUCUUCUUCUUCCUCAAACUUCUUUCCCUAUUCUUCUAUUAGCUCUCCACCAAAUAGUGCUAAUACCACCAAAGAAUUUGAGUUCCAAAUGUCUUCAGUCCCAAACCAAGACAAAGAAACUUCAACUUUCCCAGCUGAUGAGCUUUUCUACAAAGGAAAACUUCUCCCUCUUCACCUCCCUCCUCGCUUACAAAUGGUCCAAAACAUUCUCCAAAACUCCAAUAAAACUUCUACUAAUUCAAACCAAGAUCAAGAAGAAGAAGAAGAAGAUUUGGACGAAGAAGAAGAAGAAGAAACAUUUACGAUUCCUUUUAAUAUGCAUAGAAGUUCCUUCACAGCUCCUUGUACCAACACAACAAACACCCCAUUGGAGUCUAGCAAUAUUUCACCCUCAGAGUCUUGUAGAGUCAGCUGUGAGCUAAAUCCAGAUGAGGUUUUCUCCCAAUGGUCAACUGAAGUGAGAGUUUUCAUUGGUGGGCAAUCAAAAAAGUCAUGGUCAACCAAGCUGAUGAAGCCGUUUUCUAUUGGGAGAAAGCUCAAGGCCUCAAGGGCAUAUCUCAAGUCUCUUUUCAACAAGUCUUCUUGUAAUGUUUCUGAUAAUAAGAACAAUAUUCUUAAGCCAACAUGCAAUGAUCAAUUCAACACCAAUGCAGAUUCCAAGAGGAACCCUUUUGGGAAAAUGAGAGAAAAUGCAGGAAAAUACCACCAGAUCAUUUCAACCACUCUCGUGAAGAGCAUAGAGAAUGAGAUAAUGAUCAAUAGCAGUCAACACAGGAAAUCCUUUUCUGGGGUGAUUCAAAGGCACAUUUCUUCUGGCGCAAACUCCAAAUCAUCCUUGCUGUCUACUAGUACUUCCACAUCAUCGUCUGCGUCCUCUUCGUCCUCAUCGUCUUUUUCCUUAAGCUCGAAUGGCGGUUGCUGUGAUCAUUUCAAUCUUCUGAAGAGAAGUAGCAGUGCAAGCUCGGAGCUUGAGAGCUCCAUUGAAGGAGCAAUAGCUCAUUUUUAAUGGCAAACCAAUGUUAAGUCAGCAUCAAAUUGGUGAUGAAAGUUGUGGAUAAGAGAGACAGACAGAGAGGGACAUUUUGAUGGAACCCCAGUUCAGAUAAUGCAGUCAUGUGUGUUGCUGUUGAUUCUAAGGCAUUGUCAUGUUUU
Messenger RNA from Morus notabilis, 1333 nucleotides. RefSeq names its product probable membrane-associated kinase regulator 4. The record is from RefSeq and is a predicted model, not a curated record. The coding region runs from base 120 to 1187 and encodes 355 amino acids. Gene Ontology annotation, cellular component: plasma membrane. The transcript is spliced from 2 exons. Gene Ontology annotation, molecular function: kinase inhibitor activity. Lineage: Eukaryota; Viridiplantae; Streptophyta; Magnoliopsida; Rosales; Moraceae.